This is a messenger RNA of Myripristis murdjan (pinecone soldierfish), 2111 nucleotides long. It is a transcript of the gene atf4b, whose product is annotated as activating transcription factor 4b. Gene Ontology annotation, biological process: regulation of transcription by RNA polymerase II. The coding region runs from base 289 to 1668 and encodes 459 amino acids. Gene Ontology annotation, cellular component: nucleus; ATF1-ATF4 transcription factor complex; ATF4-CREB1 transcription factor complex. NCBI's taxonomy places the organism in Eukaryota, Metazoa, Chordata, Actinopteri, Holocentriformes, Holocentridae. The transcript has 3 exons. The record is from RefSeq and is a predicted model, not a curated record. Gene Ontology annotation, molecular function: DNA-binding transcription activator activity, RNA polymerase II-specific; RNA polymerase II transcription regulatory region sequence-specific DNA binding.
CUUUAUUAGCACUGCGCCCUUGUCUCGCCAUUUUCCUUCCCAAGGAUCAACAAACAGAGAACAUCAUUAAACGACAGCGCUCUUUUGGGCGAAAUGGCCGUGUAGAAGUGUGCAGCGACCCAGCAGCAGCCAUCCCAACAGUGCAUCCAGCCAGUGCACUGAGCCACAUCUUAUUCAGAAAAAUGACGUCCUUCGUGGAAAACCUCAGCUCUGCUGCAUUCGACAGCAUAAAAGAAUCCAUCUUCCCAGUAUUGUCGCGCACCCCGUUCGUGACCAACAACAGCCACUAUGACCAUGAUGAUGACAAGCUCACAGUUUGGCCUGGACGACAUGGAGGCCCUUCUUUGGGGGCCUUCCUCUCCCAUGGCUGACGCCAUGGGCUCCGUACUUUUCCACUCUGACCAAGAAGAACAGCCCGAACGAGGACGAAGCCCUGGUUCAGAGGGGGGUGCGUCGCUGGCAUCCCUCUCCUCAUCACCAUCUUCUUUGUCCUCUCCCCCUCCCUUCUACUCCCCCCCUCCCUCACCACCGGCCCUGCUUCUCCAUGGGGACAAAGCAGGAACCGAGUCGGACCUGCUCCCCCUCCCUUGGUUGGCCCACCCUGACCAGCUGGGACGCACCCAAACAGUUGCAAAUGACAGCAAAGAAGAUGCAUUUGGCGACCUGGACUGGAUGACGGAGAGGGUAGACCUGAGUGAGUUUGACCUGGACUCUCUGAUUGGCUCCUGCAGUCCAGACAUGGAGUCCCCCAGCUCUCCUGAAGACCUCCUUGCCUCCCUGGAUUGCCCCAUGGAGCUCGACUCCCUCCCCCUCCCCACCGUACCAACCCCUGCACUCACAAGUCUCCCUGCUCCUUCCCUUCCAACGAUAAGCACCCCUCCGCUGUCCACUGCCUCAGCGGAUCUGUCUCUCAUCCAAGCUGUCGAUCCAGUGUCCCACACCAACAGGCAGGAAGCUCCCUCCCCUCCUCCAUGUGUCCCAGAGCCCCAGGAGGAGCUGGAGAUCAAAUCUGAGCCUGUGUCCCCUUCCCCUUCCUCUCCCUUAGUACAUUCUCCCCCUUCCCCUACAUACACCCUUGACCUGGGCAGCGAAGUAGAUGUCUCAGAGUGUGAGGUGAAGCCAGUUGUAGCUACUGUGGUGCCCCAGCCGCUCCCCAGAAUCGUCCUGUCCCUCUCAUCCACUCGCAUCGUGCUCGUCCUGGCCCCCAAAGACGAAAUCGGGGGCACCACCACCACCACUGUAACCACCACACCAGAGACUGUCCAGACCUCUCCUCCUGCCUCUACUUCGUCAAGGUCCCCCAGAAGCAGACCCUACCCUGACCCCAAAUCCAGGGCCAGUCCCCCCUCCCCCACUACCACCAGUGUCAAGGUCAAAUCUCCUAGGGGUUCAGCAGCAGCUGGAGCAAAUGAAAAGUUGCCUGUGAAGAGUGUGAAGGAUAAGAAACAGAAGAAGAUGGAGCAGAAUAAGACAGCUGCUACACGCUACCGGCAGAAGAAGAGAGCUGAACAGGAAGCGCUCAGCGAAGAGUACGCUGAGCUGGAGAGGAAGAACAUAGAACUGACCGAGAAGGCUGACUCCAUGGCCAGGGAGAUCCAGUACCUCAAAGAGCUGAUGGAGGAGGUUCGCCUGGCCAGGAUAAAGAAGGGCCUUGGUGCUGACCUCUAGUGGUUGGGUCGGAGAACGACAAGAUGAGGUGGUGCGUUUUUCCACAAGUGACGGGAUUGAGAAAGUUGGCUCAAAAGGUGUUUUGUUGACCCAGAUAUUUGUUUGAGAGUGUAUUCUAAUACCACAAUGCAUGUCUUAGAUACCCAAAAUCAAGUAAAACCGAAUAUCUCUCCUUUUUUUAAAUAUAUAUUGACUAUAUUGGUAUUUAAUGUUUGUCAACUUGUGUAGUGUUGCUCUACUAUAUUAAGACCUACAAGUAUUUUCCACUCAGUAUAUAAACUUGUGUGUUAUUCCAUCAAAUAUAUUACUCUUGAUUCUUAAAAACUUGGACCUCUGAACUUUGUCGUAGUAAGUCUUUAGAUUUUAAUAUGUAUUUAUAAUGUGCAUUUAGCAUAUGUACCUGCGUAAUUAUUAGAAACCUCUUAAUAAAGCUCUUAAACUUG